AUGCAGGUUGCCCGUGCGAUCGGCCGGCGAAUCAUGUCGGGGUUCCAGCCCAUGUCGGUGUUUCAUACGCCAGAAAUUGGACCCGAACGGUCGAUGUUGCAGCAGUCCUACUACCUGAUUCGACACGGCGAGAAGCCUGACAGCGGCAACGGACUCAGCAGCCAGGGCGAAGAGCGCGCCCAGUGCCUGGUCAACGUCUUCGGCGCGAGCUCCAGCUACGACAUCGGCUAUAUCCUGGCUGAGAAGCCAGAGAGCAACGGCAAGCGCGCCCGCCCCUAUGAUACCGUCGAGCCCCUCGCCCAGUCCCUUGGGCUGACUGUCGACACGUCCUGCAGCAAGACUGACGCUAAAUGUGUUGCGAAGGCUGUGAAAAAGUACAGUGGCUCGGGGAACGUUCUGAUCUGCUGGGAGCACGGCGAAUUGACUGAUAUUGCGGAGGCCCUCGGAGACAAGAACCCUCCUACCUAUGACUCGAACAGCUUCAAUAUUAUCUGGACUAUGCCUCCUCCGUACAGUGAAGUUACCAGCCAGACCUCGGAGGACUGCCCUGGGCUUGACAACUAG
Molecule: messenger RNA, 564 nt
Organism: Penicillium chermesinum
Lineage: Eukaryota; Fungi; Ascomycota; Eurotiomycetes; Eurotiales; Aspergillaceae
Product: phosphoglycerate mutase family protein
Exons: 5
Coding region: 1-564 (187 amino acids)
Source: RefSeq, a predicted model, not a curated record